CUGCUAGAUUGCUUUCCAGUACCAAGGCAUUUAGUUAAGCAGAUUGUGUUUUCUCAUACCUCUUGGCAGCAGUUGGCGACGAGUGGCUUGGCAGACAACAGAACCACAGAUUCAGCCAUUAUUCUAGCCACUUAUGCCAAUCGGGGUCGCGGGAUGCUGGAGACUGCUGGGAUAGGCUCAAACCAUCCUUAAGGAUUUCCAAGCCACUUGUUGAUGCCAUUCAACUGGGUCUGAAGAACCACUUCAGCGAAAUCUUUGAAGAUCCAGAACGGAUUGCAGCCACCAUCUUGCUGCCAAAAUUCAAAACAUUGUAAACCAAAGAUGAAUCCAUCCUCAAAAAGGGACUGGACUACAUCAGUCUGGACAUGGAGCCCUCGCAUCCCCCCAUUAACUUGCAUACCACCUCUUCUGAUGAUGACGACUUUUUCUCAUCCAUCAAGUUGAACGCACAAGAAAGUUCCAAAGAACUUGAGGAUACGAACAUUUAUUAAAACCCAAUGAUGAGAAGAUGGCAUAUGGUCGUGAUAUGAUUUACUCUGCUGCUGAAGAGAAGAAUGGAUGCAGUGAUCCAGAGUAACCUUAAUUUUUCUUGUGUUAACCAUGGGAAGUGGAGAGGAAAAACAAAGAUGGACAGUAAAAAUGAGUGCCCCAAGUGUUUUGGCCACAGUGACAGUCCUCUCUUUAAUUCCUGGCUGGGUGCUAAGUUCUCAGGGUCUGGAAGCCCAACAACUGGCCCAAGGGUCCACUCAUCUGCACCGUCGCCUGAAGAGAGGCUGGAUCUGGAAACAGCUUUUUGUCCCUGAGGAGGACCCUACUCCCCGUGUCAUUGGCCAGCUCAAGUCUGACUAUGACCGGGGGGAAUUUUCCAUCAAGUACAUCUUAUCAGGAGAGGGUGCCGGAGAUGUGUUUGAGAUAGAUGAGUAUUCGGGUGAAAUCCGGACCCUGCAAAAGCUGGACCGAGAGGAGAAGGCCUUCUAUGUGCUUCAGGCUCAGGCCAUCAACCGGAGGUCCAAUGAACCAGUGGAGCCCCAGUCAGAGUUUAUCAUCAAGGUGCAGGACAUCAACGACAACGUUCCUCAGUUCGAGAAUGAACCUUAUGUUUCCAGCAUAUCCGAGAUGUGUCCCAUCGGGACCACCGUGGCCCAGGUGACAGCCACAGAUGCUGACGAUCCUUUGUUUGGAAACAAUGCUAAGCUCAUCUACUCCAUCCUGCAGGGGGAGCCCUACUUCUCUGUGGAGCCAAAGACAGGUAUCAUUGUAACAUCAUGGCCAAACAUGGACCGCGAGGCCAGAGAGCAAUACCAGGUGGUGGUCCAGGUGAAGGAUAUGCUGGGCCUCAGCGGCGGGUACUCCUCUUCCACCACAGUCACCGUAAGCCUGACUGAUGUGAACGACAAUGGGCCCACGUUUCAGCACCACCUGUACACGUUUGCCGUCCCUGAAAAUGCACCAGUGGGCAUCACCGUGGGCAGGAUCAUGGCAGAUGAUGGAGAUGUCGGUGUCAAUGCCAGGAUGAACUACAGUCUGGAGGACCUGGAGGAGAGCACCACCUUCAGAAUUCAGACAGACCCCGUCACUCAAGAGGGGGUGGUUCUGCUGGCCAAGCCUCUGGACUACGAAACUAAGAGACGCUUUGUGAUGGCAGCCGAGGCAGUCAACGAUCACAUGGACACGCACUUCCUGAGUUACGAUGAAUUCAAGGAUAGGACCACACUCAAGAUCAUUGUGGAGGAUGUGGAUGAGCCCCCCGUCUUUCUCGCUCCAGUCUAUGAGUGGAAAGUUCCAGAAAACGCAAUGAUGGGAACGGUGGUUGGCACUGUCAGUGCCAGAGACAUUGACACAGUCAACAAUCCCAUCAGAUAUUCUAUUGACAAAGGCAGCGACCUCAGAAAAGCUUUCAGAAUAGACCCAAACAACGGGACCAUCACCGUUGCUAAACCUUUGGACAGAGAGACUCUGAGCUGGCACAAUGUCACUGUUGCAGCCGAGGAAACAAAGCAGAACCAUUUAUCCGCCACUGUGGCAGUGUUCAUCAAAGUGCUGGACAUAAACGACAAUGUGCCAAGGCUUGCGAGAGAUUACCAGCCAUAUAUCUGUGAGGGGACCCAGGCGGGAGAGCUCGUUCAGCUGCUCAGCGCCGUGGACCCAGAUGAGCCGGUGGAGGGACACCACUUUUACUUCUCCAUGGUCUCAGAGAAGCACAUCAAUCCAAACUUCACCAUCAGAGAUAAUCAAGAUAACACAGCUGGCAUCGUUGCACGAAGGAGCACUUUCACCCGCAAAGACCGCAUUCACUUCCUCCUUCCCGUGGUGGUAACAGACAGCGGCUCGCCGGCACUUUCCAGCACCAGCACCUUGACCAUCAGUGUGUGUAGCUGUCAACCCACCGGGCACUGCCCCACCGGGGGGGUGCAGGCCCUCGCUCUCUCCAUGGGGGUGAGCAUCCAAACCCUGCUGGGCCUGCUGCUCUGCCUGGUAGUAUUCGCUGUGCUGUCCAUUCUAAUGCUGGUGGUGAGGAGACACAGGCGGAAGCAGCAGGAGGGCCUGGAAGCAGAGAAGAAAGAGCUCCAGCUGCCAGGGAAGGUUUCACAGAAGGUUCUGCGCUAUGGAGAACCGGGGUGCAGAGGAGCGGAUCUGGGCGUCUCCCAGCCCGUCCCCCUGCGCCCCCACCCCAGGAGGAAGGAGAGGAGACUCCGUAGAGAAGAUGUCGCAGCCAGCAUACGAAUGUCCCUCCGACAGUCCCAUCUUAUUGGCCCCGAGGACGAGGUCUUCAGACAGUUUAUAAUGGACAGGCUGACAGAAGCUGACCAGGAUCCGUACGUUCCUCCAUUUGACUGCCUUAGAACCUAUGCGUAUGAGGGGACGGGGUCGGCUGCAGGAUCCUUGAGCUCGCUGGAGUCCUGUACUUUUGAGCCUGGGGAUGAGCAACCUGCAUCCAGACCCAGACCCUCUUUGGUGCAACUUACUCCAUGGCAGGGGACAGGGGAGGAGGAAACCACUUUCUGAAAGACCCUCUCUUGAGAAUGGGGUUUUUGUUUUGUUUUUUUGCUUGUUUGACAUUACAUUACACUUCUCUUAACACGCACCUGUACUGAUGGAAGCACCAAUCAAAAAUGUGCAUUUGCAAAAUGGUAAAACUUAGGGAUACAUACUCACAAAAAUGUGACAUAUGCUUCAUCAGUGUAAUUACAGCUUUACAGCACUGCACUUAAACAACAGCCUUUUUAAUUAAAACACCUACUAUUCAACUGUUAAUUAUAUCUGUCCUUUGGACUGUGACCUUCUGCACAUGAAUAUAAAUAUUGCUCAGUUGUUUGUCUUAUUACUUUGAACAUUGGUUCAUGAUGGUCAAUACGUAUACUCAAAUUGUACAGUCAAUGAACUUGUAUAAAGUUGAUGUCUAUGGCAAAUUAUUAUUCAAAUUACUACAGAGAUACGGUUAUCUUAUUAAUGCUGUAAUGACAGACGAGAUAUGUAGUGAAGAUGUAUUAGUUAUUUGGUUCCAUACAGUAUUUAGUAUCAAAACCUUGCUUUGAUAAAACAAAUUAAUAUAUGUAUUUAUCACAGCAGCUUGUUUCUUAUGCAGUUUUCCUUGUCAAACAAAACGCUUCCACAAAACGAAAGUAAAAACCUCGUAAGAGGGACGAUCACUCCAAGUACUGAAAAGAA
This is a messenger RNA of Lampris incognitus (smalleye Pacific opah), 3669 nucleotides long. It is a transcript of the gene cdh19, whose product is annotated as cadherin 19, type 2. NCBI's taxonomy places the organism in Eukaryota, Metazoa, Chordata, Actinopteri, Lampriformes, Lampridae. Gene Ontology annotation, cellular component: plasma membrane; adherens junction; catenin complex. The record is from RefSeq and is a predicted model, not a curated record. Gene Ontology annotation, molecular function: calcium ion binding; cadherin binding. Gene Ontology annotation, biological process: cell morphogenesis; adherens junction organization; cell-cell junction assembly. The coding region runs from base 601 to 3006 and encodes 801 amino acids. The transcript has 14 exons.